Messenger RNA from Pelagomonas calceolata, 2477 nucleotides. The record is from the annotation of a GenBank genome assembly. Lineage: Eukaryota; Pelagophyceae; Pelagomonadales; Pelagomonadaceae.
CGACCGGUGGUUGUUCGCGCAGGCCUCGCAGAAAACAAGGAGUUGCGCAAGAAGGCGGAGCGCCUCGCCGCCGUGGAGGCGGAAAAAGAGAUGCUCGAGAAGCUACUCGACGACCUGGCGCUGGUGCGGGACACAAACAAGAAGGACCUCGCGGACGCGGACAAGGCGAUCGCCGCGCAAGGCACGACGAUUGCCACGCUCGAGUCCAAGCUCACGCAGAAGGAAGACGCCAUCGCGCUGGUCGCCGCGAAGGACAAGGAGAUCGAGAAGAUGAAAGAGGCGCGCGCGAAGGAGAAGAUCGACGAGGCGAACGAGAAGAUGAAUUUGCGGCGUCAGUCGGCCGAGCGCGCCAAGACCAAGGCGACGGCGCUCGAGGACAAGUUAGAUACCGUGAAGGCGGAGAACGACGCGUUGCGCCGGGACCUGGCCGCGAAGGACAAGUCGCUGGCGGAGCUCGCCGAGGCCCAAGUCAAGGCCACGGCGCUCGCGGAAAAGUUAGAUGCGGCCGCGGUCGCGGAAGCGGCGCUGCGCCGGGACUACGACACGCUCACGGCCGAGGCGCGCCAGUCGGUGGCGCGGCUCGAGACGACGCGCGCCGAACUGAAGGCGCGUGAGGAGAAAUCAGAUGAGGCGCGCUGCGCUUCCGAAGCGGCGGGCGCGAAGGCGGCGACGGAGCGGGAGAAGCUACGCGUGAAGCUGGAAGCAUCACGCGCGAAGUGCGCCACGCUCGAGUCGGAACUCAAGGCCGCCGCCGCGCGCGCGGCGCAACCGGAGCAACCGGAGCAGGUCGACGAGCCGACGCCGUCCGUGCGGAAGCCGAGAAUGGGCGUGCUGUCUGCGCGACGGAAUUCUCGCAAAUUAUCUUUGAAGGCGCCGCUCCCGGGGCCGCUCCGCGACGCGAACACGGAGAACCAGGGCCCAGCGGCGGCUGCAGAGCCGGAGCGGUCGGCGGCCGUCAAGGAACUGCGGGGCGAGCAGGACGCGGCCGCAGGCGCUGCGUUUGCGGCGGUGCUAGCCGAGAACGAUUCCAAUGCCGCGGCGCUCUCGAUCAAAGUCGCGGACCUCCGACGGGCCAAUCUGAAGAUCGAGGAGCAGGGGCGGGCACUCGAGGCGAAAGAGAAGGAACUCGAGGCGCACGGUGAGCGCGCGAAGGAGCAGGAGGACCGGCUCCAGAUGUACUCGCGCCAGGGGGACGCCAAUAAAAAGUGCGAGGACCAGGCGCGGCAAAUCGUGAAGAUGGACGAGGCGCUGGCCGAAGCCGCGGUCAAGAUCCAGAAUCUCUAUAGAAAGUACCUCGAUGCCAGUGGCGCCCUCGAGGUUGUGAUCCGCAUCAAGAAAACGACGGGCGAUGCUGAUGAUCCGGCCGUGUCCGCCCUCAAGCCCAUGUCCGACGGCCAGCAGGUGGUUCUCGCUACGGCCGACGGGUCGAAGCUCUUCGAGUUCGACCGGGUCUUGGGGCCCGACGCCGAUCAGAAAAUAGCCUACGAUCAGGUCGCUCCGUUUGUGGCAUCUGCGCUCGACUUGCACAAUGAUGCCCUCGUGAUGGCAUACGGUGGAACCGGCGCCGGCAAGACGUUCACCAUGCAGGGCGACGCGUCGGGCGCGGGUCGGGGCAUAGUGCCGCGGGCCGUGGAGCAGAUUGGGGCCUACUGCGUGCAGCGCGCGACCGCCGGCUGGGACUACGAGAUGAUAGUCCAGUACGUGGAGAUCUACUAUAAUGACGUGCUUUGGGACUUGUUGGUGCCAAGGAGGAACGCAGACUACGGGCGCUCCAAGGCGCUGUCUAGUUUAGGGAUCCGCCGCCACUCGGAGACGAAGCGCCUCUACGUCGAGGGCGCGACGCAGAUCUCGGUGGACCCCACCGACGCGGACGCCGUCCAGAACCUCCUGGCGGCCGCGGCGCCGCGGCGCUCGGUCGCGUCGACAAACACGAACGACGUCUCGUCGCGGUCGCACGCCGUCCUCGUGCUGCUUCUGAAGGGCACGAACGAGGUCCUCGGCGAGGUCGUCCACAGCACGUUGACCCUCGUCGACCUCGCGGGCAGCGAGCGCGUCGAGAAGUCGGGCGUGGUCGGCGAGCAGCUGAAGGAGGCGGGGGGCAUCAGUCGGUCGCUGUCGGCGCUCACGAACGUCUUCGACGCACUCGUCGACAAGCGGUCCCACGUGCCGUUCCGCAACUCGAAGCUCACCUACCUGCUCACGGACGCGCUCUCGCACGGCAAGGCGCUCGUGCUCACGAACGUGUCGCCGGAGCCGGAGUUCGCGGCCGAGACGGAGAAGUCGCUCCUCUUCGCGCAGCGCGUGAAGAAGGUCGAGCUGGGCAAGGCGCGCCGCGAUGUCAAGUACAAGGGCUCGGGAACGGCCGUCGGCGCGAAGCGGACGGCGUCGCGCGGCGGCCGCCGCGCGUGAGCCUCUACUCUUCCCGCGCGGCGGCGGUCAGCGCGGCCAUUCCCCAGCCCCUCAAGUCCCAGUCGUAA